AUGGUGGGAGACUUCAGGCCAGCAUCUGAAGUGCUUGUCCCAGCACUCUGCUGUGUGCCAGCGGACAGGAGCAGGCCAGCCUGCCCUGCUCCUCCCGUCUCCGAGGCCAGCCCAGCCCACGGCACCGUGUGUCCCGCAGGUGUGCUGGCCCUGCCGGCGGCCGCCGCGGCGCCGCCGCUGCCGCCCGUGCCGGGCAGCCCGCUGUCGGACAGGGAGUACCAGCGCUUCUUCGAGAGGCUGCGCCCGCCCUGGCAGGCCAACACGCUGUGCCUGCUGCGCCAGGUGUACGGCUGCCUCAGCCCCACCAUCCUGCUGCUGGACCAGGACGAGAACCACGGGGAAAUCCCCAAGGGGCCGGUCUGCUCUGAAUUCCCAGAGGUGGUGCAGUUCCAGAGCUUCUGCCAGUUCGCCCAGUAUCGCUGCCUCAAACAGCAGUUCUUUGUCAAGCGAGUCCCGUGCUCGGGCCGGUCUCUGGCAAGGCCUCUCCCGACGGAGCCGUCCAGCACCGCCACCUCCUCGGCAGCGGGCAGAGGCUCCCCUGUCACACAAGGUCAGACUCCACGGCCGACGGAACGCCCCACAGCCACGGCAGGAGUGCCCACAGCCACGGCAGGAGUGCUCACAGCCACGGCAGGAGUGCCCACAGCCACGGCAGGAGUGCCCACACCCUGGCAGAAGGGCAGGACCAUGCACACACCAACUCCCUGGGCUGCCACCUCACCCUCCAGGGUGGAAUCCCUUGAUGACCAAAGCCUGAGGAAAAGCAUCUGGCAUCUGAUCCAUUCGGCCCUCUCCUUGGAUGCAUCCUUGGACACCAAGGACUCCUCUUUGAACUUCACCAGCUCAGGCCUGGGACCCACAUCAGCGCAGCAAAUCCCCCCCCGAGGCAGCCUUCUAGCCCUGCAGAACGACGAGGCAGUGCUGGUCCUGUGCUAUGCAGUGCUGGAGGGAAACUGCCUCUCAUCAAUGCUCACCAUGGCCUGGAAGGAGAUGGAAAAAAGAGUCUUUGGGUUUGGAGACUCGGUGUGUGACAACCUCGGGCGGCACCACGUGGACCUGUGCCCCGACUGUGCCUUCUGCUCGCUGAAGAGGGAGCAGUGCCAGAACAUCGAGACCCUGAACCGCAUUCCCUGCGACUCGGGCAGCUUCUCCACCUACAUCAACCCUCAGAUCUCGUCCCAGUACGAGGAUGAAGAGGGCAAGUCCAAGUCCUCAGAGACCCUGGAGGACUAUGACAUGGACUUUUUGAGUGGGACGAAUUUGGAGUACUGGUGCAGCCGGAUGGCCAUCUAUGGCUGUAAGGACCCUGCCGUAUCCUUCUGGCUGAAGGUAGACUAUGACGCCUUCGAAGACGGCGAUGGCUCAGGAAAGAUCUGUGACUCGAGCGGAGUUAAGCAUCCCAACUACUGCAUGUUCAAGAGCUACCAGUGCCUCCUGAAGAACAUCUACAACGAGAGGGUGACCCGCGUGGAAUGCAAGCCCAACAAGACCUACCAGGUGCUGAGUGCCAAGGAGGGAGACAAGGAGGUGCAGCUGUGGCAAGCGAGGUUCCAGAGGCUCUCCAGGCAGCAAUCAAAAAAUGAUUAA
Molecule: messenger RNA, 1587 nt
Organism: Prinia subflava (tawny-flanked prinia)
Lineage: Eukaryota; Metazoa; Chordata; Aves; Passeriformes; Cisticolidae
Gene: ACRBP
Product: acrosin binding protein
Exons: 9
Coding region: 1-1587 (528 amino acids)
Cellular component (GO): acrosomal vesicle; nucleus
Source: RefSeq, a predicted model, not a curated record